CAAAUCAUAUCUCUCUGUGAAUCCCCUUCUUCCACCACAUCACAUCACAUCACUCUUUCUCCCCGCGCCCCCCUAUCUCUUUCCGUGUGCUCUAAAUUAGGGUUUCCUACGUAUUCAACUGUUUCCUGUGUCUUUCUCUCUCUCUCUGAAACCCUCUGUGAUUCAAUGCCUGCAAAUCUCUUACUGGGAUUCCGUAGCCAGUGCCGAACUGCUCUAUUUAGAGGGCUGUUUUGGCGUGCCUCUGGAGUUUUCUUCUCUGUCGCGUUCGACUGAAUCGACUCGGUUAUCCUGAUUUGAUUGUUCAGGGCUCGAGUCUCUGAUGGCGCCCAGCCGAAGGAAGGGGGUUAGCAAAGCAGCCGCGGCAGCUGCGGCGCGCCGGCAAUGGAAGGUCGGUGAUCUCGUACUCGCCAAAGUUAAAGGGUUUCCUGCGUGGCCUGCCAAGGUAGGGGAGCCAAAGAGUUUGGGUUUUGCAGCUGAUUGGAAAAAAGUAGUCGUCCACUUCUUUGGCACCAAGCCGGAACAGAUAGGCUUUUGCAAUCCUGCUGAUGUUGAAGAAUUUACUGAAGAGAAGAAGCACUCUCUUUUGGUCAAACGUCAUGGCAGGAGUUCUGAUUUUCUACGGGCAGUACAAGAGAUCAUUGAUAGUUAUGAGAAUAUAAAGAAGCAGGUCCAAGUCAACACUUUGAACUCUGGUGAUCAAGUGACACCAGUAAAUGGCGGGGAUUCAGUUGAUUUAUCGGUCAAUAUUAGAGCAAAUGAUCAGACAGAAGCUCCUGAAGUGACUCUUAAUUCCGAGUUAAAAACUUCUUAUUCUACUACAUAUGAAAAUGAGCCAUGUCUUCCAAUUGAGGAUACCUUGGAUCAAACACCUACCCUUAUUGUACUUAAUAAAGCAGCCUUAGAGGAGGAAUCUACCGAUACCGUGGUGGGUACAGAAACACCUUUGUUGAGUACUUACUCUUCAAAGAAAAGAUCUAGUCUCUCACAAGCACAGAGCUGUGUUACACAAAUAAAGGCUCAAAGGUCUAGAAGCUCAUCAAGGCUGGAAUCCCGUCGAUCACGAAGCUUCAUGAUGCCAUGUAAGGAUGAUGGAAAGACUGCUGGAGAAAUAUUAGCUAAUGUAGUUCGAGAUGGUUCUUUAAGAAGUAAUAAGAGAAUCAGAAAAUCACCAAAUGUGUGUGAGUCUGCUGCUGUUGAUUCUGCUGCACAUGUUUCAUAUGGUAGCAUUGAAGAAAAUGGCUCUGAAGUUGUCACAGUUGACUCCGACACCUUUAGUCUAAAUGAAGGCAGUACUAUAGAGUCUGGUUGUAAACUUGAGCACUCUGACACGGUUGUUGAAUGUUUGGAUGGAGAUGUUGAGUUGAGCAAGGGGCUUGAUCUCCAAAUAAAGUCAGUUUUCAUUAAGAAGAAAAGGAAACCAAACAGAAAGCGAGUAACCAAUGGUACAGCUGGGCCUCCGGUUACAUUGGACAAGGAGAUAGGUUUGGAGGUUGAGCUGCAGAAUGCUAGUCUAAAUUCGCAAGGAGGUGGACAGGUGAAGGAAGGUUGCUCAAAGGAUGAUGGAGAUGAGCACCUGCCUUUGGUGAAACGAGCAAGGGUCCGGAUGGGAAAAUCAUCUUCUGUGGAGGAGCUCAGUAGCUGUUCACACACAGAAGAGAAGACUAUGAAGGAAGCUAAAGUUAGUCUAUCAAGGCAGAUUAGCAUGGAUAUAAAAGUUGAAAACAAUAGUUUUGCUGGUAGAGAAUCACUUGUGGCCAAUGAACCUCUGGAUAAUAUGUUGUCAACUUCAAAACAUUGCACCCAUGAUUCGACAAAUAGAACUGAGUCUUGGAGAGGCAGGAAUGAACAAUCAUUUGGCUGCUCAGUAGAUGGUGAAGCUGCUUUACCUCCAUCUAAACGCCUUCAUCGUGCUCUGGAAGCCAUGUCGGCUAAUGCUGCUGAAGACGGUCAAGCAUGUGAUGAAGCAUCACCAACCUUGAAGACUCUAGUUGGUGGGUGUUGUAGUUCCUCUAUGAAGAGAAGCCCUCAUAUGGCUGUGGAAAGCAAAGUAGGGAAUGGUCUGGGUUCGUUGAGUACGGAAUCUCUUGACAUUGUUUCUACUCAGGUCAGUGAUUCUGGAUUCUCUACGAGCCUAAAUCCAAUUAUCUCAGAGGAAAGUGUUAAAUCAUCAAUGAAGGUGGACUUUUGCAAUCAAGCUGUGGAUAUUUUUAAGACCAAAAAUUAUGAGGUUUCCAAGGAUGUCUUCCCUGAUGCCAGAGAGCACCAUAUUGAUGCUAUAAAUAUUUCUAAUUCUUUUGGUGGUCACGCGGUUAGAACUGCAGAUCCAACUCAAAUCCCAGGAUAUUUGUCUGAUAACCUUGAUAAAAGACAGGUUAAUCCUUUAUGCCAUGAAGCCUCAUCAGAUACUUUGUCACCUCCAAAGGAUGGAGAUACGAAAAAUAUUGAGUCGAGCAAUUGUGAACCCAGAAUUUCUGAUAAAGAGGUUAAUGCUUCAGAAAACAAUGGGAUUAGUUUGAGUCUUGUCUCCUGCUCCAAUGAGAUUGUUAAAACUUCACCUAGAAACAGUACCAUUGGGCUUCAGUGCAGUGUGGAGGGUGUUGGUUGUGAGGAUAACAAGCGUUUGGAGCCUAUACUGGAUGACAAAAGUGAAGUAAAGGGCAUGUGUGAUGAUGUGAAAGCAGUAAAAAAUUAUACACAGGAGGGUCCAAGUUCUAAUUGUUUUUCAGAUGAUCGCUUUGGUGAAAAGGAUGUCUCUGGUGUUAGGUCAAGUCCAUCUACAGAUGCUGGAGAUUCUCUUGCUCAAGCUUCUCCUCCCCAUACCUCAAACUACCAGAUUUCUACUUCAGAUAGUAGUAAUUUUGUUCGCAAUAAUGGCAGUUGUAGUCCUGAUGUGAAUUUGCACUACAAGAAAAUUUUUUCUGCUUCACUUGGUGAUGAAGAAGAGAAAAUAGAAUCGUUGACGACUCAAAGACCAAAAUCUGUAGGCAAGCAUGGAGAAGCACAUAUUGCACUUUCAUCAUUUGAGGUAAUGCUUGGAACAUUGACAAGGAUGAAGGAGAGCAUUGGUCGAGCAACCCGCAUAGCUAUUGACUGUGCAAAGUUUGGUGUGGCUGCUAAGGUGGUGGAAAUUCUUGUCCUUAAUUUGGAGACAGAGUCAAGCUUACAUCGAAGAGUGGACUUAUUCUUCCUUGUAGAUUCUAUUACACAAUGCUCUCGAAGUUUGAAAGGUGAUGUUGGUGGUAUUUACCCUUCUGCUUUCCAAGCAGUGCUGCCACGCUUAUUGUCAGCUGCCGCUCCUCCUGGAAAUAUGGCUCAUGAAAAUCGCAAGCAGUGUCUUAGGGUUUUGAGACUUUGGUUGGAAAGGAAGAUUCUUCCAGAAUCCAUUGUACGUCACCAUUUGCGAGAAUUGGAAUCUCUUAGCAGUUCAUCAUCUGCUGGUCCCUACUCUCGGCGCUCUUCAAGGACAGAAAGGGCUUUAGAUGAUCCUGUUCGAGAAAUGGAGGGUAUGCUUGUCGACGAAUAUGGAAGCAAUUCAAGCUUUCAGCUUCCCGGGUUUUGUAUGCCCCGUAUGCUUAAGGAUGACAAUGAAGGAAGUGAUUCUGAUGGAGAACGUUUUGAGGCGGUCACUCCCGAGCAUAAUUUUGAAUCCCAUGAAGAACGUGAAUCAAUCCCUGCAAUUGAAAAACAUAGACAUAUCUUGGAAGAAGUUGAUGGUGAGCUUGAAAUGGAAGAUGUGGCUCCUGCUUGUGAAGUCGAAACAAGUUCGUCUUACCAUGUUGCUGAAGUCAUUGCUGUACAGACUUUGCAUGAUCCGUGUGACCAGCAUGUUCCACUGCCCUUUGCUCCCCCACUACCUCAGGAUUUGCCGCCUUCAUCGCCACCAUUACCGUCGUCCCCUCCACCUCCACCUCCACCGCCUCCUCCGCCCCCUAUCCCCCCUCCAUCUGUUAUGUCUGAUCCCUAUACCAGUGGCGCUGAUUCACAGCUUUACAUGGAGACACAUAAUAUGCGAGACAACUUAGUCCAAUCUGGGUCUCUGCAACCUGUUCCACCAAGAGUUGAUCAAACAAUACGUUAUUGUUCUCCUGAUUUUAGAGAUCCUCAAAUGCAGAUGCCUGAGUCCACCUCUUGCUCUUUCAGCAAUUUUUCUAUACAACCAGUGAAUAAUGGUCGACAAACUAAUGGUGAUACCUUGUGUGAUAAGGGCUACACUGUACAUCCACCUCAUCCUGCACCAUCAAAUCAGUUUUCUUAUUUUCAAGGAGACCAGCGUGUAAGGCCUCGGAGGGAUGACCUGCCGCCUUCCUACUCCAACAGAUUCCAUGUGCAGAAUUUUGAUAGAGAAAAUUCAUAUAAUAACCAUGAGAGAACGAAACCGCCCCUGCAUGAGCUUCAUGAGCGCUGGAGGUUUGCUGCACCUCCUUUUUCUGGUCCAAGAUAUCCUGACAAAGGCAAAAUGUCUUAUGCACCUGCUCCAUUUGAUGGUCCUCUAUGUGAGCCCACAGGACUGCCAGGCCAAGGAUGGAGAUUUCCCCCUCGGACAAUGAACCACAGAAAUGCCAUACCUUUUAGACCUCCAUUUGAUGGUCCAAUUCCAGUGGCAGGUAGAGGUCCAAGCUUUUGGCAGCCAAGAUGAAAUUUGAUCUAGCUACUGAGACUGGUAUGCCAUUGUCAUAUCUCCAUCUCUGUGACUAAUGUUACAUAGGAGUGCUCACAUUCUGGUCAUAGCUGUUAGGCAUGACCCAUUUUUUAUCUGGGUUGUCGGAUCGCCCGAAAGCCUUCAUCAUUUACUUUACUACAAGGCAGAGAUCUUCAGAAGAGGGUUUAGUACAGAAGAAUGGCAUGUUGGCAUGCUCAAUAUGUAUAUAAUGUAAACUGUUCUCCCUUCUGCAAAUGCAGAGCAGAAGACGGUCAUUGUAGAGACUUUGGAGAGCUGUAACAUACUAUAGGCAGUCAUUUUUCUUUUGUUUUUUUGUUUUUUUCCCCAUCCUAUUCAAAAUUUAUAGCUAUUUUUUUUUUUUUCUUGGAAGCCCGUCAUAGGAAUUUUAUCAAUAUAUAAUUUUGGGCCAGUUGCAAAAUACCCAAAAAAAUUUCCUUUUUCUGCAAUUAGUACUAAUUUCUUACACUGAGGUA
Juglans regia (Persian walnut) is the source of this 5133-nucleotide messenger RNA. RefSeq names its product protein HUA2-LIKE 3-like. The coding region runs from base 320 to 4636 and encodes 1438 amino acids. Gene Ontology annotation, cellular component: nucleus. NCBI's taxonomy places the organism in Eukaryota, Viridiplantae, Streptophyta, Magnoliopsida, Fagales, Juglandaceae. The record is from RefSeq and is a predicted model, not a curated record. Gene Ontology annotation, biological process: regulation of transcription by RNA polymerase II. The transcript is spliced from 11 exons. Gene Ontology annotation, molecular function: transcription coregulator activity; double-stranded DNA binding.